Lipotes vexillifer (Yangtze River dolphin) is the source of this 1434-nucleotide messenger RNA. RefSeq names its product BPI fold containing family B member 3 (gene BPIFB3). NCBI's taxonomy places the organism in Eukaryota, Metazoa, Chordata, Mammalia, Artiodactyla, Lipotidae. The transcript has 15 exons. The record is from RefSeq and is a predicted model, not a curated record. Gene Ontology annotation, molecular function: lipid binding.
AUGUUGGGCGUGUGGUCUCUGCUUCUCCUCUGAGGUCUGGAGACUCCGUGCCAGGGGCUGCUUGAGACGGUGGGCAUGCUUGCUCGGAUUGACAAGGAUGAACUCGGCAAAGACAUCCAGAACUCGCUGGUCAGGGGGCUCAUUUUGCAGAACAUGCUGGGGACUGUCAUAUCUGUGAACUAGGGCCUCCUGGGCUCAGGGGGCCUGCUUGGAGGAGGUGGUCUGCUGAGCUAUGGAGGGGUUCUUGGCAUUGUCAAGGAGCUUUCUGGGCUGAAGACUGAGGAAAUCACACUGCCGAAGGUGUCUCUGAAGCUGCUGCCGGGGUUUGGGGUGCAGCUGAGCCUGCACACCAAGGUGGGCCUGCAUAGCUCCGGCCCCCUGGGGGGCCUCUUGCAGCUGGCAGCUGAGGUGAACGUGUGGUCGCGGGUGGCGCUGGGCGUGAGCGCGCGGUGUACGCCCAUCCUCAUGCUCAAGCGCUGCAGCACGCUCCUGAGCCACAUCAGCCUGCUCUCAGGGCUGCUGCCCGCACCGCUCUUUGGGGUCGUGGAACAGACACACUUCAAGGUGCUGCCAGAAUUCGAGAGUGUGAGGGCUGCAGGCCAGCUGUGCCCCGUGGUGGGCAGCGUGCUGGGCGUGGUGAAUGAGCUCCUGGGGGCUGUGCUAGGCCUGGUGCCCCUCGGGGCUCUUGGGUCUGUGGAAUUCACUCUGGCCACAUUGCCUCUCAUCUCCACCCAGUACGUAGAGCUGGAUGUCAAUCCCAUUGUGAAGAGCGUAGCAGGUGACAUCAUCGACUUCCCCAAGCCCCCCAACCCCAUCAAGGUGCCCCCCAAGGAGGACCACACAUCCCAGGUGACUGUGCCUCUCUACCUUUUUAACACUGUGUUUGGGCUCCUGCAGACCACUGGUGCCCUUGACCUGGACAUCACCCUUGAGCUGGUUUCCAGCUAUGUUCCACUGACAACUACAGAGCUGGCAGCUUUGGUCCCUGAGGCCCUGAGGAAGCUGCCACCAGGCCAGCAGCUCCUGCUCUCACUGCAGGUGAAAGAAGCUCCCACAGUCACGCUCCAGGGCAAGAAGGCCACGGUCUCCAUCCCAGCUAACAUCCAUGUGCUGUCCUACCUCCCUAAAGGGACCUACGAAGCCUUCUUCCAGCUGAGCGGAGUGAUGACUUUAAAUGCCCAGCUGGCUCCGUCAGCUACCAAGCUGCACCUUUCCCUGUCCCUGGAACGGCUCAGUGUCAAGCUGGCCUUCUCCUUGAUGCAAGUGACCCAUUUAGAAGAAUGGCUCAGUGAUAUGGUCCGGAUAGCUUACAUGCCAAAGCUCAAUGUGAACCUGGAUGUUGGAAUCCCCCUGCCUAAGGUUCUCAAAGUCAGUUUUGCCAAUGUGGCCCUCGUGAUCAUAGAGAAUGCCAUUGUGCUGACCGUGGCAUCCUAA